AUGCUCAUGGAGGGCAUUGAAGCUAUUGCAGAGUCGGCCCAGGCCGCAAAGGCCGAGGCGCACUCCCCGACAGAAGGCGUAGAAGGACCGGAGAUGAAGCAGGAGUCGCCCACCGCCGUGGCCGACCUUGGCGAAACCCCCCAAUUCCCACUGAAGCGACCCCGCGAUCCGAGCCCGGACGACCCCGAUGCCGAGUCCAAGAGAUUAAAGGUCGACGAGGAGGCCCCGUCACUCGACCUCGGCUUCGAUAUGGACGCCAUGAUCCAGGGCGUCAUGAUGGACAUCAGUAACGAAAUGGGCAAGGUCGACGGCCUAGACGCCGUCACGGACGUGGACAUGACGGCGGAGGCUUUGGCCUCCGUGUCGCAAGACUCCAGCCACUCCGCCGAGCCGCACGCCGUUGUUCUCUCGGAGCCGCUGGCCUUGAUGAGGCGCAUAACCACCUCAUGUUUGUCAAACUUUGCUAUGCAGCUUCUGGUCAUCAUGUCGCAACAUGUUUACGACGACGUGUACCGCCAGUUGCAAGACAAGGACACGGACAUUUACAAGUCCUACAGCACUCUCAAGACGCUGUUUUGCAAAACACGAUCCAUGUACUCGACGACCGACCUUAUCCUAGACCCCGCCGUCCUCGAUCUGACGGCCCCAGACAACCUGACCGAUAUUCAAGUCGCCAACCUCGCAAGUUUCUGCUGCGAACUCUUCACGUUUGACGGCAACCACGAGCUGGCCUCGCAGCAGCUUCUCGCGCUCAGAGAUCACUUUUUCUCCAUCUUUCUGUCCGGUGGCGAGAGCAUCUCGCACGAGAUCUCGGAGUUGUUUGUCGCAGUCAAGACACAGUUGGUCAUCGAGUCUGUGACAACAGCAGACCAGUCAGCGCCGGUUGACCAGCUGAUUGCCGAGGCCUUCUUCUCGGACCUCGAGGACAAGCUGCGCGCGAGACAUGAUGGGACUGAACUUACCCCGGAGGAGAGAGCACUAGUCACGACCGUGGAGGAGCGCAAAUCGGGCCUGAUUGCUUAUGCCUCAGGCCUUCCAGAUACCGUGCUGUUGAAGAUUGGCUACCCGGAGGAAGAUCUCUUUCGCCUGUUGAACGCGCACCUUCGACAAAAGCUGCAGUCCUUUUCUGGACUCGCGUCAAGGCACGGCAUUGACCUGCCACCCAUCAUGACGAACGGGGACUUGGACACUUCGAUGCCUCCCGAUCUGGACGACCUGGGUAUAUCAUCCCUAUUGGAGGCCACGGAUGGCCUGGUUGCGCAGUAUCUUCCGAGCGAUCCCGUCGAGAGCCUGCCCUCGGAACAGCCGCCAGUCCCGACCACCGAGACCAGCUUGCCCCCUGCAGAGCCCACCACGACCGCCGCCCCCGAAUCGACACCCUCCGCCGCGCCAGCUACGAACGGGACCACGAACGAAACCCAAGACACAAACGACAUUCUCGCCCUCGUCGCCCAGAGCACGCAGGAAUAUGUACGCACUACUCUCAACAACCUCUCGCCGGCGCCGUAUCAACCGACCGUGCCCACGCCGACAGGGGCUGCUCCAGUCACACAGACGACAUAUCUGUCACACCUACAGCAGACUCAGCAACAGUCUCCAUACUACGGAUACCCUCCGCCAGUCGAGCAACCGCCGCCGCCUGCGUCACAUGACAGCAACGAGAAGUUGCCGCCCAGCCAAAGUUUGCCCAGUGCCGUAUUGUACGACCGAGCUCGCCAAGCGGCAUUGAGCAAGACCAACAACCAACAGAGACGGGAGGGUACUACUUCAACAAGACGACCUUGGACGCAAGAGGAAGAGAAGGCGCUGAUGACUGGGCUGGAUAUGGUGCAGGGACCGCAUUGGAGCCAGAUCUUGUCGCUAUUUGGCGCCGAAGGCACGCUUUCCAACAUACUCAAGGACCGGACCCAAGUGCAACUGAAAGACAAGGCGCGGAACCUGAAACUGUUCUUCCUGAAGACGAACUCGGAGAUGCCUUAUUACCUGCAGGCUGUGACUGGCGAACUCAAGACGCGAGCGCCGACGCAAGCAGCUCGUAAGGAAGCUGAAGAGCGAGCACGCAUGAACUCGGAGGAGGAGCAGGCUCGUGUGCAGGGAAUCAUGACUCUUGCCGGCGGUCUCCAACACCCGCAGCAGAGCCGCCCGAGUGUGGUGCCGCCGACGGCACCCAGCACGCCGUUGCAGUCCGCUGCCCAGAUGUCGCAUCACAUGGCGGCCCACGCCACGACGCCGACGCACGCUGCUGCGCCGGGACCGCCGGGGACACCGGUCGCGGCCACGCCUACCCACGCCCGGGUUCCGCAUGCCUCUUCGCCGUACGCCGCAACGGCUGCUCAGCUAUCCCAGACCCCACACCACGCCCUCUCACAAGCACAAUCCCAGCCGCAGACGCCGACGCACUCUCACAUCCACCAGCAUCACUCACACCCGGGAACGCCACAACCGCAACAGCAUCAGCACCAGAAUCAGCAUCAACAUCAGCAUCAACAUCAACACCAGCAGCCACCCCAGCAACCCCAGCCCGAGCAUGUACAGCCGCAGGUCUCUCAGGCUGCCGAGCCUGCGCCGCAGUACUCGACCGACUCGUCUGCGCCGGUGUACAGUCAAGAGAACGAAGAUCUGAAGGAGGCGGCGCUUAUGCAGAGUUUGCGCGAGCUCGAGGCAUACAGCGGCGGCAGUGCUAGCUUGUCAUAG
This is a messenger RNA of Colletotrichum destructivum, 2694 nucleotides long. Its product is annotated as Putative SANT/Myb domain, Homeobox-like domain superfamily protein. Gene Ontology annotation, molecular function: protein homodimerization activity; double-stranded telomeric DNA binding. Lineage: Eukaryota; Fungi; Ascomycota; Sordariomycetes; Glomerellales; Glomerellaceae. Bases 1 to 2694 code for a protein of 897 amino acids. The transcript is spliced from 4 exons. The record is from RefSeq and is a predicted model, not a curated record. Gene Ontology annotation, biological process: telomere maintenance via telomere lengthening.